This is a messenger RNA of Dujonia railenensis, 282 nucleotides long. NCBI's taxonomy places the organism in Eukaryota, Fungi, Ascomycota, Pichiomycetes, Serinales, Debaryomycetaceae. The record is from the annotation of a GenBank genome assembly.
AUGAGUCAAGUGUCGAGUUUUAUUACCCCUAAAUUGGUACAUGAUGCCCAAUUUUCACUAUCCAGUUUCGUCGCUUUAAUGUUUCUUUUAUUUCACUAUGCAUUGAUAAUGAGACAACUUCUUAGAGAUCCGUACAUGGAAACCAAGCUUAUAUUGGCACAUGGUUCGUUAUUCGUUUUAAACCUAAUUGCUACCGGAUAUGUCGUGUUGUAUGUGAUAUAUCCAUAUGUUUACAGAGAAGAGCUUCUUGAAGAGAAGAAAGCGGAUAAAAAGAGCGAGUAG